AUGUCGGAAUUCUCGCGACGAAGCAACCGAGAGGAGAGUAGCUCUACGAGCAACAGCGCCGAACAAGUCGAUGAACUACCUAAACUUGACGGUAUCGAUUUUAGAUCCUCUUGGUCUGUCCCCGUCUCAGUCGACAUAUCUGGGAAGAGGUUGCUCGGUCAUGUCAACAACCCCGUCAUCGAGGACGCCGCCAUCCCUCGCGAGAUAAUCGCCGACGAGCUACGAAGCACUCGAUUCCUUGCCACGUUGGAACGCCCCAUUCGCAUUGGAACGCAUGAUAAGCUCCCAGCAUAUCAUCUCUGCCUCUCACUCUCUUUCCAGAACAUGCAGCUAAGCUCGGGCGGGCGGAUAAGGCAGGCGAGCAUUGCAAUCACGUUCGAAGAUGCGCCUCUCAACACUUCCAUGGAAGACUUCAGUGACGAUAGUGACUCGGACGAUAUAUACCCGCCGGCAAUCCUAGAGAUCCACCCAAAACUCUAUGAGGGCCCUGUCUCGAUAGUGAAUGUGGAAGUGUCCACCGAACUAUCGCUAUCCGCAAGUGGUCUGGCCUCGGUGAGCCCCGGUGGUAAGGCGAGCCAGAAAAAGUCGUGGGAGCAGGAGGGGCGCCUUUUGGUACAUGGAUCAACGUUAGGCAGUCCUGUCAAGCACAAGGUCGUUUGGAGAGUCAGCGAGAACCCAAUCUCAAAACUCGGGAUUCCCAAGGAGAUGCGACUGCCUUUCAUUGUGAGGCCACAGAAUGGGCGAAGGUUUUUGGCGAAGCUGGUGCUUCACGCUUCUUACGGCAUAUGGAGAGGUCCAUUGGCGAGUAUGGUGCCUAUCGUUGGGAAAAGUGACGACCCUAUCUACUUUGAUCCGACAACAUUGGAAAGAAUGGCGAGACAGAGGGAAUGUAGUCGGUUUGAUGGCAAAAUUGUUGCGGAAGAAGUUGGAGAUCUUGCUCAAUGCGACCUCAGCAAGCACUCGUCCUUCCCAUUGGAGGAACAACCAUAA
This is a messenger RNA of Fusarium redolens, 990 nucleotides long. RefSeq lists its product as uncharacterized. The record is from RefSeq and is a predicted model, not a curated record. Lineage: Eukaryota; Fungi; Ascomycota; Sordariomycetes; Hypocreales; Nectriaceae. The transcript has a single exon. The coding region runs from base 1 to 990 and encodes 329 amino acids.